Molecule: messenger RNA, 1224 nt
Organism: Vigna angularis (adzuki bean)
Lineage: Eukaryota; Viridiplantae; Streptophyta; Magnoliopsida; Fabales; Fabaceae
Product: F-box protein At5g52880
Exons: 6
Coding region: 115-987 (290 amino acids)
Molecular function (GO): protein binding
Source: RefSeq, a predicted model, not a curated record
UUGAUCGAAUGGAGUAAACAACCAAAAGUAGGGUUCUAUUUUGUGUAUAUGUGUUUCGAUUCGAAUAUAUGAAUUGGAUCGAUUAACACAACAGAACUGAACUGUGUUGAGAAGAUGACAAGCCCUUCAGAGAGAUACCAAAAACUUGGCUUAAGAGAGUCUCUACAAAAGUGUUACAGAUACUCAAUUGCCUGCAAAGAGCUAAGCUUUAUCCUCAGAGAAGCCUUUCAUCAAAUUCCCAAAAGUUUGCAAUCCAUAAUCUUCGAAGACACCCUCUUCGCUUUUCGUCUCCUCCCAGAAAUAGAGACUAAGAGUGCUGUUUCAGCAGUCCACUUCCUCCUUCAGAGUGUAGAAGCAGCACUACCAAAUCGAAAAAAGAAUGUGGCUGUAACAGAAUUUAAGCAUGCUAUGGUUUCUCAUAAGAGACGCAGCAAAGCUCAACUGAUAGAGAAAGCUUCACUGCAACUUCCACAAGAUAUUCUUGUACACGUUUUCAGUUUUCUUGAUAUGAAAUCUUUGGUUUCAGCGGGGCUAGUCUGCUGGUCAUGGAACAUAGCUGCAAACGAUAACCAUCUGUGGCAGAUGCAGCAUGUUGUACUGUUCGGUAAUGAUGCUAAACUGAAGCAUACGAAACCGGUUGAGGGAAAGAACUAUAGUCUUUUGCAGGGAACCGUUGAUAAUAGACUUAUUACUAACUGGAAAGACAGAGUUAAAGGAGCAUACACUGGAGCAUUAUCUAGUAUAUUAACAACCAACCGGGGAUAUUGUGGACACUGCAAAUCAGUAGUUUGGCUAAAUAACGCAAAAUGUCCCAAUGUACACUCUGGAAUAUCUGAAAUUCAAGAUAUCAAGCCCGUAACAGCAUUCCAGGUUGUGGAAUAUCUUUUAGAUGAUUCUCUAUCCAUAACAUCUUCCUCAGACAGUGACAGUGAUUAUGAAGGAGGGCCAGUUUCCAAGUUAUGGGCAUAUGGGAAGUUCAGGAAAUAACAAUAUUUUCCUUUCACUGAAAUGUUUCUUUGAAUAAAUUUCUUUGUAAUCAUUUAUGGAAAAAGUAACAUUAGAGAAGCCAAUUUGGUAACAGAUAUUUUGGCCUAUAGUUCAUGCCUAUACAGUUAAUGUCAUACACUGUACAUAUCUCUUUUGCUUAGAGAUUCUAUGGGCCUACCUGUGUAUUUGUUUGGGCUUUCUCUCCUCUUUAAUACAAGAAAAUAGGACUAAUAUAAA